Fulvia fulva is the source of this 444-nucleotide messenger RNA. RefSeq lists its product as uncharacterized. The coding region runs from base 1 to 444 and encodes 147 amino acids. The record is from RefSeq and is a predicted model, not a curated record. The transcript is spliced from 3 exons. Lineage: Eukaryota; Fungi; Ascomycota; Dothideomycetes; Mycosphaerellales; Mycosphaerellaceae.
AUGGCGUACUUCAAUGCUCCCGAGAGCACCACUGCUCGCAUUGGCGUCUUUGUGACCGUCGCCAUCUUUCUUCUUAGUGCUUGGAUCACGAUGAGCUUGCGACUUUGGAUCACUUUUACGGGCUUCUGUACCGUCGUGAUCCUGAUCGAGACUAUUGGUGGUGGACACCGACCUAAUGAGCUAGACUUUCCGCAGCUCGCUCGUCUCGUUGGCAUGGUCGUUUCGAGCUUCGGACUCUACAUUGGAAGCAUGGUGUUCUUCAAGAUCUCUAUGGGUAUCUUCUACCUCCGGCUCGUCAUCAGAGCAUGGCAGCGGUACAUCGUUCAUGCAACGAUUUACAUCAACACCUUCUACGGGACGCUUCUCUUCUUCGUGGCCAUAUUCAAUUGCGGAGAUCCAUCAAAGUACCUCGAGAACGAGCUUCGAAAUGUAUGCAUGCAAUAA